UCAAACAUAUUAACUCUUCCGUUUAUCAACCCUAGACGCAUUUCAACCACUUCCCUCUGAAUUGAGAUUGUAAAGCGGGGUUUAAAACGCAAAUGUACUAGUUAUGCGGAAUACACAACACUGCUACAGCUAGCUUCGGACUGCAUUCACUUUUACAUCGGAUUUCGUCAUCAAACAUGGAGACAUUUGAAGGCUACAUCUUCACUGCUCUCUGCAGCACCAACUUUCUGGUUUCCUGCCUGCUGUUCUCCAGAGUCACCCGGGAGCAGAGGGAGCCCUACAUGGACGAGAUAUUUCAUGUGCCACAAGCUCAGAAAUACUGCCAUGGCAAAUUCAACGAGUGGGACCCCAUGAUCACGACCCUCCCAGGCCUCUACCUGGUCUCUGUGGGAGUCAUUAAGCCGGUGGUGUGGCUCGCUGACCUCACAGGCCAGGUGGUGUGUUCCACGGCCAUGCUGCGCUUCAUCAACCUGCUCUUCAACUGCGGCAUCCUUUACCUGCUCUACCUGCUCAUCUGCAAACUGCACUCCCGGGAGAAGACACGAACGACCUCCCGGCGAGUCCUCUCUGCGCUGUCUCUGUCCACCUUCCCCGUGCUCUACUUCUUCAACUUCCUCUAUUACACGGACGCCGGAUCUACUUUCUUCACCCUCUUCACCUACCUCAUGACGCUGUACGGCUGCCACAAGGCCUCGGCGUUCCUCGGCUUCUGCUCCAUUCUCUUCCGCCAGACCAACAUCAUCUGGGUGGCGUUCUGCGCUGGCACGUUGGUGGCCGCCAAAAUGGACGAGGCCUGGAGGGUGGAGCAUACGAAGAAGAGGGAUGAGAAGUCUCCUCCGUCCCAGGUCCCGCUGUCAUUCGGUGGGGCUAAGAAGGUGAUGAUGUUCACGCUGGAGUUCCUCACCUCGCCCGCUCACGUGAAGUCGGUGCUGCUGGUGGCCUGGCCGUACGCUGUGGUCGCCGUGGGCUUCCUGGGGUUCGUGGUGUUUAACGAUGGGAUAGUGGUGGGUGACAGGACGAGCCAUGAGGCCUGCUUCAACUUCCCCCAACUCUUCUACUUCUUCUCCUUCGCCCUCUUCUUCUCCCUCCCCGUGUCCCUUUGUUACCACCGGGCUCUCCGCUUCCUCCAGGCUCUGAAGAAGCAGCCUCUGUUCUUCCUCUUAGUCACGGGCGUCUCUUUGCUCCUGGUGUGGAAGUUCACCUCCGUCCACAAGUACCUGCUGGCAGAUAACCGCCACUUCCCCUUCUACGUGUGGAAAAGGCUUUUCCAGAGGCACGAGCUGGUGCGCUUCCUCGUCGUUCCCGUAUACGUGUUCGCAGGGUGGAAUUUCCUGGACUCCUUCAAGUCGCGCUCACUCUUCUGGAGUCUGGCGUUCCUGGCGUGCCUCCUCGCUGCGACGGUCCCCCAGAAGCUGCUGGAGUUCAGGUACUUCAUCGUCCCCUACCUGAUGUACCGCCUGCACAUGCCUCUGCCCUCUCUGCCCAGACUCAUCGUGGAGUUUGUCCUUUACACGGCGGUCAACGCUGCCACACUUUACAUCUUCAUCAGUAAGACCUUUCACUGGCCGGACAGCACAGCCACACAGAGGUUCAUGUGGUGAGCCAAAGACACUCAAACAGGAUGUCUGGAUCAAUAGAUUCUUUCCAGAGCAUGUGACAUCUCAGAAAUCAAGGGAAAGCUUCUGUUAAAUCGCAGUUGCUAGUUUUAAUGUGACAACUGGCAUCCAAAACGAUCUGACCUGAGGGUUUUAGGGUCAAGUAAUGCUGUGUUUUGUUUUCACUGAUAAACCCUGAAGCGUGGACUGUGAAUCAGCGCACAACUACAUUAAAAUUCCCCUAAAAAGUAUAGAAAGAGAACACUUUUUUACAAUUUUUGGCUUUGACAAUACAGUGGUGGUAUCUGUGUUGUAAAAUCUGUUCUAAAUGAUCUCGGCCUGACAAUAAUUUACUGUAUUUCCACAUGUUUUUCACAGUACCUACACAAAUGUGGGUGGAAAUGUUCAUUCUUCUUCAGGGUGGAACAAAAUGUAUGUCAUUUUGAGGAUUCUGGGAAAUAACAAGGCUGGGUGUGGCUUUUCUAUGUCUAUGACUGUUUCUUACUCUAAAUGUAAAUACUGUAUGUAGUUCUAUGAAUCAAUCUUAGGUGUUACAUGAUCUGUAAAUGUAAAUAAAGAGACCAAAAAUAAUAGCCAUAUUGUAAUGUUCAGAAUUUACGAGUGGGAUGUUGUUAGUAAUGAUUGAACUCUGAUAGACUCACAAGACAAUUGAAAAUAAUUAUGGAACUAAAUUGAAGAUAUACAUAAAUUGUUUUCUAAUUAGAUUUUUCUUUGUAUUUGACCAAGCCAUAAGAUCCACUGGAAUUCAGAAUGUUUUUUUCUCAUUUUUCUACUUUGUAGUUUGUCUGUUAACUGUGUUUUUCCUCUGAAUGUUGGCUAUUUUUACUGUUACUUUUUCUGUGUAUAUACAUGAAAUGAAUCAUGACCAAUUAGCUAUAUGCUGCUCCCCUGUUAAUACAAUCUUGUUGAUACCUUUGAAUAAAAUGACUCAUUCAAUAU
Trematomus bernacchii (emerald rockcod) is the source of this 2555-nucleotide messenger RNA. RefSeq names its product ALG10 alpha-1,2-mannosyltransferase (gene alg10). The transcript is spliced from 3 exons. Lineage: Eukaryota; Metazoa; Chordata; Actinopteri; Perciformes; Nototheniidae. Gene Ontology annotation, cellular component: endoplasmic reticulum. The record is from RefSeq and is a predicted model, not a curated record. Gene Ontology annotation, biological process: protein N-linked glycosylation; dolichol-linked oligosaccharide biosynthetic process. Gene Ontology annotation, molecular function: dolichyl pyrophosphate Glc2Man9GlcNAc2 alpha-1,2-glucosyltransferase activity. Bases 177 to 1601 code for a protein of 474 amino acids.